GGAAAAUGACGCUAUUAUUUUUCAAGUUCCGGAAAUGAACGUUUCACUCUUAGUUUGGAGAGAGACGGGAGAUUUACCUGGACGUAAACCCUGCAGAAAGCAAGCCGUUUACUUCCCAAAUCCGUUUUUUAAAAAAUCGUCUGGAUGUGAACUCUCUCGACGCUCCCUAACAGUGGGUUAUCUGAAGGGACUAAGCUUACUCGACAUACCCCGCGAGGCAAGAUGGCCACCCUCAUCAUAAGCUGGUUUGGACGUACUGGGAGGGCGACUCAGGAGUAGCUUGUUCUGCCUGGCAGCGGAGAACGGAUUGUGGUGCUUUAGGCAGCUGUGCAUCCGGAGACAUGGAUGUGCCCAUGGAAACCUGGAAUGGCCUUGGUGCUCAGCUGACAUCCUUGUGGCUGAACAGAUUUUACAUUUACUCCUGUGCUGCUUUUGGAUUCAGCCUUUGGCUCUGCAUCCAGUUCAUCACAAAAGCCAAAAAGCAGAAUGCAAAGCACCUCCAGAUGUUUUCCAAAGUCACUGAAGAUGGUCUUGCAAAAGACCAAACUGGGGACCGCCACAUAACUGGGGUGAAAAUUUUUUACGGCUCUCAGACUGGAACAGCAAAGGGGUUUGCGUCCAUUCUCGCUGAAGCUGUGGCCACUCUCAAUUUGCCAGGAGAAGUCAUUGACAUGAGAGACUACGAUCCUGACGAUUCUCUAGCUGAAGAGGCAACCAGCAAGAAUGUCUGUGUGUUCCUAGCAGCCACGUACACGGAUGGGAAGCCAACAGACAACGCAGCGUGGUUCUGCAAAUGGCUGGAGGAGGCAGCGAAUGACUUCAGGGUCGGCAAGAAGUAUCUGAAGGGUUUGCAGUACGCCGUCUUUGGGCUGGGCAACUCCUUGUAUGCUGAUCACUACAACACUGUGGGCCGAAGCAUCGACAGGUGGCUUUGGAUGCUGGGCGCCAGCCGCAUCCUGUCCUGCACCAAGGGUGACAGCAACGUCUCCAAGAGUAAACACGGCAGCAUCGAGGCUGACUUCGAGGCAUGGAAGGCCAAGUUCCUCGCCCGGCUCAAGGGCCUUGGCAAAGGGCAGAAGAAACCCUGCAGCGGAAGAUGCAAGAAAGGCAGAUGUGGAUCCAAAAAGAAGGGGAGCCCCGAAGGAUCAGACCGGGAGCAAAGGGCCUUGAGGCGAGAGGAGAAGGAGGAGGAAGAACCGUUUGAAACCACAAGCGAGGAGGAGUCUAGCGGCGAGGAAGGAGGUGCUGCAAGCCCCGUCGUUGACGUGGAGGAUCUGGGGAAGGUGGUGGGCCGUAUGAAGAAAGCCCAGAGAGAGCGCGAACUUGAGGAAGAGGUUUCCCAAAGAGGUGGAUCACAGCAGGCCACCGGGGAGGACGAGCGGAGAGAGAUGAUCACGCCAGCUCUUCGGGAAGCACUCACGAAACAAGGUUACAGAUUGAUCGGGAGCCAUUCUGGGGUGAAGCUUUGUCGCUGGACCAAGUCGAUGCUUCGAGGAAGAGGAGGCUGCUACAAGCACACCUUUUACGGCAUCGAAAGCCACCGCUGCAUGGAGACCACGCCCAGCCUGGCUUGCGCCAAUAAAUGCGUCUUCUGCUGGAGACACCAUACCAAUCCUGUGGGCACAGAGUGGCGGUGGAAGAUGGACCAGCCGGACAUGAUCUUGCAGGAGGCUAUUGAGAACCACCAGAACUUGAUCAAGCAAUUUAAAGGCGUUCCAGGAGUGAGGGGCGACCGGCUGGAAGAAGGGAUGCUCCCCAAGCACUGCGCGCUGUCUCUGGUCGGGGAGCCCAUCAUGUACCCCGAAAUUAACCGAUUCCUCAGGCUGCUACAUCAUUGUAACAUCUCAAGCUUCCUCGUUACAAACGCACAGUUCCCAGUGGAGAUAAGGAACCUUGAGCCCGUGACUCAGCUUUACGUCAGCGUGGAUGCCAGCACCAAAGAGAGUCUGAAGAAGAUCGACCGGCCCCUCUUCAAAGACUUCUGGCAGAGGUUCCUGGACAGCUUAAAGGCCUUGGCUGAGAAGCAACAACGGACCGUCUAUAGGCUAACUCUGGUGAAAGCCUGGAACGUGGAGGAACUCCAGGCCUAUUCGGAGUUGGUGUCUCUCGGCAAGCCAGAUUUCAUCGAGGUGAAGGGAGUGACUUACUGCGGAGACAGUUCGGCCAGCAGCCUCACCAUGGCCAACGUCCCCUGGCACGAGGAGGUGGUGCACUUCGUCCAGGAGUUGACGGACCUCCUCCCGGACUAUGAAAUUGCCUGUGAGCACGAGCACUCCAACUGCCUCCUGAUUGCCCACAAGAAGUUCAAAAUCGAUGGAGAGUGGCACACAUGGAUCGACUACGAUCGCUUCCAAGAUCUGGUCCGCGAGUACGAACGGACAGGGGCAGCGAUGACGUUCACCUCAGCAGACUACGCGGCUCAGACUCCCCCGUGGGCAGUGUUUGGGGCCAGAGAACGGGGGUUUGACCCACAAGACACAAGAUUUCAACGAAAGAACAAGACGAAGGACAUCUCAGGAUGUUGACACCUUCAGCCAUUAGCCCUUUGGAAUGGAUCUUGAUAGACUCAGUGAGUGCUUCACUUCUUACACCAGCAUCCAGACUCUUUGUAUUGGAUUCACCUGAGCCUUGACAGCCACAGGGGAAAUGAACGUGGCUUUAUUUCUCUCUUUCUUUGCAAACCCCGAAUUGCUUUUUCUUCGAUAACUUAUUUUUUUUAAUCUAGCCAAAUGAGAGAGAUAAGUAGCGUGCUUGAAAAAAGGCCACAUUUUGCCAUUCUGAAGGUAACUCUCUAAAAUCUUUGUGCUUCUGGUCACCUGGGGCGACUACCACUUCUUGUUCUGGUUGCUGCACGCUUGCAGUCAAGAGGCUUUUUUGAACGCGGAAAGGUUUUCAACAUGUAGUUAGUCCUUAGGGUCUGUGGGUAUCAGAUUCACACAUACCUCCUGGAGUUUUUUUGGUUUUUUUAAAGGGGGAGAGUUGCUGCCUCUUAACUUUUCCCAGUUGCAACAUCCUAGGAUGGCUAGCCCACCACAAAAUGUAGCCAGAAGUUUGGCAGAAGGUGCUGUUGCAGCAGAAAAUUAGAGCGGAAAUCCCCACACCUCUUUUGGAUCUGUGCGCUUGGUUCCUCUGGAUGGAGACUGGUAUUGUGUGCACCCGGCUUAGCUUUUACACCCACGGCAGACUUUGAGAAUGUGAGGCAAACCUGCAUUUCUGGCACAACGUAGUCUGAGCAACGAGCUCCAGAUGACCUCUGGAGUCCCCCUCCCCCCUUUUGAAAAGCCUUAUUUGACCCCAGUAGAUAUAAAUUGGAAUGUUCUCAACGUCUGAGGGCCUGUCGUACUUACACCAGUUUAACUGCCGGGGGUGGGUGGGUGUCUUUUACUUCACCCUCUUUGGAAUCCUGGGAACUGUAGUUUGGUGAGUCUGUGGCUUUAUGAAAAUCCUUAACUUUUUCAUAGCACUGUGGGGCACAGGGCUGCACUUAACAGGAGCCAUGCAGUUUGAGUGUGUAUUCUGGAGAAACUGAAAGGAUCAGAAUGAAAGAAUCCAAGGUCUCCUACCUGAUUUUGCUCCUCCUACUUAGUGCUUCCAACGUUUGGCAUCAUUGGUACAUUUAGAUGGAUGUUAUAUGCUCUUUGGGAACGGAGGCUGUUCUUUUUUUCUUUUUUUCAAGUUUCGUUGGCCCCAAAUACCAAUUCGUCCAUACAGUUUGCACGAAGAGAUGCCUGAUUCAUUUAGAGCCAUGUAUAAUUAAAAUGGAGCAGUCCCAUGUUUCUACUCUCGCCUCCGUGGUUGCUGUCCUGCCAUAGCUGUGGGCUCAGGUAAGGAUGAAGAAUGCUUGGAGCCGGAGGUAUUUUGCAGAUGUUUCCUGCAGGUGCUCACUGAUUCCUUUUCUGGUGAUUGGCGACUGUUAAAAUAGGGGAAAUGUCUUUGCCUGCAUAUAUGGCUAUCUAGGGUUGGAGCCUGUAUUCAUCUGUAUUUUUAACAUAAAUUUUUCUCCAGGAUCCAAGAGUGUCACAUUGCCAUUCCAGAUUAAACCCAGCCUGCCUUUUUAAAUUACCUUACAUUUUUGUUUCUAAAUUAUUGCCUUAACAUUUCAAAAACAGUGUUCCCACUUUAAAAUCCUGGUUUAUUAGAGUUUCUGGGAUAUGUCUGUGUCUCACCACCCCCCACCUCCCUUCAGAAAUACUUGUUGCUCUGUAGGAAAGAAGAAACAUAAGGGAAAUAAAUGUAAUUUGAAUUUCAAAUCAGCUUUUGUGAAUGUUAAGCAAGAAAAAAUUGACUUUUUCCUUUAGGGUUCCAAGGCCUGUGCACUAUAAACUGGGAGUCAGUCCCAUUGAAUGGAGCUUAGUUCUGAGCAGACAUAUAUAAGGCCAGGUCUGUUUCCUCGUGGGGUA
Molecule: messenger RNA, 4400 nt
Organism: Gekko japonicus
Lineage: Eukaryota; Metazoa; Chordata; Lepidosauria; Squamata; Gekkonidae
Gene: TYW1
Product: tRNA-yW synthesizing protein 1 homolog
Exons: 16
Coding region: 342-2525 (727 amino acids)
Biological process (GO): wybutosine biosynthetic process
Molecular function (GO): 4 iron, 4 sulfur cluster binding; FMN binding; catalytic activity
Source: RefSeq, a predicted model, not a curated record